AUGCCUCCUUCUCCAGCUCACUCAUUCGCGUCAACAGCCUUCCCAACGGCUUCGUUGAACAUCCCACCACCGCCUCCCCCACUGUUGCCGAAGAGCUUCCUGUCGAGGGCCGAUGUGGCGGCUUCUAUAACGGCUUAUGAGGAACUUCUCGAUUCUGCAAAAACCUACCGGAAGUCUCUAGCUACAGUUGCGGCCGCCGCAUCGGCAUUUGGAGCAGCAUUGGAAUCAUGCGCAAAAUGCAAGGGAGCAGGUGACACCGCCGACGGUCUGAUGAACGCCGGGGGUCUCCAAUACCUGAUAGCUAGCAACACGCACAUCCUAUCGGAGAGCUUAUAUCGAGGCUUCGAAGUGCCGCUACUCCACGAACUGGACGGCUACAAGGAGAAAACAACGGAGAAUGAGGAACGGUACAAGAAGGAAGCGGACGAGAAGAGCAAAGAGCUACGAAAACGAGAACGGGAACACCUAAAGCUGGCAAGACAGAGAAAGAGGAGUGGGUAUUCCCGAUCCCUUUUUUUUGAGAAAAAAAUGGUGCAACUUUCAAUGUGGAACCAGCCAGCAGCAGCUGAUGCACACGAAGACCUCUCUACGUUUCGCAGUGCUCUGGUGGACCUCACGCGCCAGAUAGAUGAGCUAGACAACCUCAAGUACGCGCACUACCGGGAAGCACUGGCUCUCUCGCAGGAGACCUCCACUCGGAUACUGGACUCCUCGGCGCUAGUAGUCCGCGCGGAGAUUGAGAUCUUCGAAAAAAUCGCGCAGAAGGGCUGGGAUUCCUCCGGCGGUCUGGACGACCUGAUAUCCCGCUCCGCAGAUCCAUUUGCGCACGAGUCCAGCGGAGGCGUCAACGGCGAAGGCGAGAUCUUCUCUAUCCUACCGAGCCAGAGCAUCCUGCCAAGUCCACACGGCCCAGGUAUGAGUCGGCCCGGCUCCAUAGACGACGGCUAUGGCGGCGGGGGCGGUAGCGUCACCACUGCAGCCGGCGCCAGCGCCACGGAUGGAAAAUACCAAAGCCUGACAGGCGCCCUAUCCCACCAUGGUGACUUUGACGGCUACGAUGACGAUGACGCCGGGAGUAUAUUCUCCGGCGGCUUCUCGAAUCCAGGAUUAGACGGCAAUGGAAAUGGCGGCGGCCUCGGUAGAGGAGCCGGGAGAGCCGGAAUACCACCCUUCUCGCCAUCCGCCAGUAGCGCUGGCUGGGCAACCAGAACCGACUCGGCACACUCAGACGUCACACCGCCCAACCUACCAUCUACACUUCGCGAGGAGGGGGACGCCGGGAGGAGCAGGAGAUCAACUACUGCUACCACUGCCACCCUCACUGGCGGGUAUAGGGAAGAUGCUGACGAACGGACGGAGGAUGAAGGCAGUGUGGGGACUGACACCACCGUAUAACGAUGAUGACUAUGAACCGUGGUGAUCCAAAAAUAUGAAUAAAUGUGUUGUUUUUCUUCUAUAGAGUAGGUGGGAGUGUUUGGUCGGAAGCUCAAUCAGAAAGACCAACACCCGCCGAGCUGUAUCAUGUUGCGCUGUUUCUUCUUUUCCUCUUUUUUUCACGCUCGGUGUUCUGGAGUACUUACUGUUUGGGACAUAUGGGUUUCUUUCUUUCUUUCUAUCUCUUCACUAUCAUUGCUUCUAUCUCUAUCUCUCACUCAUAUACGUCCCCUCCAUACGUAGUUAUUCUAGCACCAGUAACAAGCAAGGCAAAGGGGAAGGAAUUUUACCAUAA
Tuber melanosporum (Perigord truffle) is the source of this 1729-nucleotide messenger RNA. RefSeq lists its product as uncharacterized. Gene Ontology annotation, cellular component: fungal-type vacuole membrane. The coding region runs from base 1 to 1395 and encodes 464 amino acids. The record is from RefSeq and is a predicted model, not a curated record. Gene Ontology annotation, biological process: vacuole fusion, non-autophagic. Gene Ontology annotation, molecular function: phospholipid binding. The transcript is spliced from 2 exons. NCBI's taxonomy places the organism in Eukaryota, Fungi, Ascomycota, Pezizomycetes, Pezizales, Tuberaceae.